AUGGCGGACGAUAUCUCAAGAGAAAAUCGUGACCGGAUAGAGGUCGAAGCUGAGAAGGAACGGACUGAAAAUGUCGAACACAUUGCCUCACCACAGAAUGGCGUGGCUCAGAUGGAUCCAGCUCGCCGGAUAGUCGUUGAGAAGGCGCUCAAGCGUAAGCUGGAUGCACGAUGCAGCCUUUUCGUGGCGAUUUACAUUAUGAACUACCUCGAUCGCAACAAUAUGGCAGCAGCUCGUCUCAAAGGCCUACAGGAAGAUCUCAGCCUGACCAACACUGAGUACUCCACAUGUCUGAGUAUCCUCUAUGUCGGGUACAUCAUCAUGCAGGUGCCUUCAAACAUGUUCAUUAAUCGCAUCUCACGGCCCUCACUCUAUAUCGCUAUUGCCAUGUUGCUGUGGGGUGUUAUCUCCACCUUGUCCGGUAACACCAAGAACUUUGGCGAUAUGGUGGCUGUCCGUUUCCUGCUGGGUUUCGUCGAGGCAGCCUUCCUGCCCGGUGCCCUGCUCAUCCUCUCCAAGUGGUACACUCGUCGGGAAUUGACUACCAGGAACGCUAUUCUGUUCUGCGGUAACCUCAUUUCCAAUGCAUUCUCUGCACUCGUUGGUGCUGGUGUUCUAUCCAACAUGCAAGGCGUCUUGGGUCAUGCGGCGUGGCGCUGGCUCUUCUGGAUCGAGGGCUCAGUGACUAUGUUCAUUGCCAUCCUGGCCGCUUUUGUCCUGCCCGAUCUGCCGCACAAUGCACGUGGCUUCACCGAGGAAGAGCGCCAAGUUGCCCAACUUCGCAUGCUCGAGGAUGUCGGCGAGGCUGACACCGAUGGCGAAGAGCUCGGUGCCUUCGGAGGACUUGUCCUUGCCCUACGCGACCCCAAGAUCUAUGUGAUGAUGUUUACUUUUGUUGCCUAUGUGGUCGGCCUCAGCUUCAAUGCUUUCUUCCCUACGCUCACUGGUACUCUCGGAUUCGAUUAUGUUCCGACUUUGCUGAUGAGCGCUCCUCCCUGGGUUUUCGCCUGUAUCUUCUCCGUCAUUAACGCAUGGCACGCGGAUAAAACACAAGAAAAGGUCUGGCACAUCAUCGGCCCGAUUGGCAUGGGAACUGUUGGUUUCAUUAUUUGCAUGGCCACUAGCAAUGUCGCAGCUCGCUACGUCGCAUUAUUCCUGCAGGCUGGUUCCUAUGCAGGAUUCAUUGUAUUCUACUCAUGGAUCAGUUCCUCAUUCCCACGUCCUCCUGCCAAGCGAGCCGUUGCCAUUGCCAUGAUCAACGCCUUCAGUCAGCUAGGAAAUGUCGCUGGUUCCUACGUCUGGGACCUGUCCGACAAUGGGUUCCGCUCCAGCUACGGAAUUGUGCUGGCCAUGUUCGGUGUCACUGUCGGCGGAUGCUGGUACUUCCGCUCGAUGCUGCUCGGCUUGAACCACAAGCUCGAGGAGAGUGAGCUUGCCGAUAAUGCUAGAGGGGGUUCGACUGAGAAUGAUAUCCUUGACAACCCAGAUGAGUCGUUGCGUAUGCGCAAGGGUUUCAGGUAUCUGGUUUAA
Molecule: messenger RNA, 1530 nt
Organism: Penicillium griseofulvum
Lineage: Eukaryota; Fungi; Ascomycota; Eurotiomycetes; Eurotiales; Aspergillaceae
Product: Major facilitator superfamily domain, general substrate transporter
Exons: 3
Coding region: 1-1530 (509 amino acids)
Biological process (GO): transmembrane transport
Cellular component (GO): membrane
Molecular function (GO): transmembrane transporter activity
Source: RefSeq, a predicted model, not a curated record